Messenger RNA from Hirsutella rhossiliensis, 354 nucleotides. RefSeq lists its product as uncharacterized. Gene Ontology annotation, molecular function: DNA binding. Lineage: Eukaryota; Fungi; Ascomycota; Sordariomycetes; Hypocreales; Ophiocordycipitaceae. The coding region runs from base 1 to 354 and encodes 117 amino acids. The record is from RefSeq and is a predicted model, not a curated record. The transcript has a single exon.
AUGUAUUCCCAAAUCGCUAUUGCAAGGGCUGUAAAGCUUGUUCUUGAGUCUCGCGAGAGCUUCGAAACAGGCCGCCGCCAAACGCGCAAAUCCGGGCAAGGGGCGGUCCAGAAGCCCGUAUCAGUACGUCAGGCGGCAGCGAUCUUUGGCGUGGCCAAGUCCACGGUCCAGAAAGGCAUUGCACGGCGGCACGGAGACAUUGGCCGCAUUGGCCGGCCAAGACUGCUCUCUGACGACGAAGAUGACGCUAUCGCCGCCUAUGUGAUUUGGCUACAGCGAAGUGGCUUCCCAGCGAGUAAGGCGCAUGUCGAGUCCGCCGGCGGCUUUAUCGCUCCUUCAACGCCGCAACCCUGA